ACUUGAUACACACUUCAUUUUAGACCAAAAUUAUACUCGUAUUUCAUUACGGAGUACAAUAUGCGUAGGAGUCAAGACCGACUACGACAUUCAAACGUUAUCAAUUAAUGACACUUCAAUGUGUGACACCAACUCCAGAAACCAAAAAUUCAGACUAGUUUACACAUCUUGUAUGGAUAAAUAUUUACAUCUACCCCUACUUUCAUACUACAGUCAAACUGCAAAACUGAUGAAUGAAGUCUCCUUUACAAAUGCCUUUAAAUAAAAAAAAAACUUGAAAUGAAAUAAAGAUAGUAACAUUAGUAAGUAAUCUGAUAUCUGCAGAACUAUACAUCAAUACAUACAUCAUGUCUAUUUAAAGCACCCUUUCUUCUUUUGUUACACUUUGUUCUUUUAUUCAUAUCAUAUCUAUGCUCUUUACUUCUUUACUUCUUUACUUCCCUAAAAACCCUGUUUUAUUAAUGUCAUACUCAAAGCUACCCUUAAAACUAGCUAGCUUCAUUUACACUCAAUAAGAGUUAUUCAAUGGCUUUUCAUGUGUAUCAUCAUCAAACAUUUCUUUUAUUUCUUCUUCUUCACGUAUUUUUCUUUCAGUAUAACUCUUGUUCAUGUUAUGCUCAAUUUUCUGAAGUUAAUGAUCAGAAGGUUGAUUUAACUUUGUAUUACGAGACACUUUGCCCGUAUUGUUCGUACUUUAUUGCCCAUGAUUUGGUAAAACUCUUCUCUAAUGGCCUCAUUUCCAUAGUCAAUCUUAGGUUGGUUCCUUGGGGUAAUGCUGCUGUUGAGCCUUCUGGCUAUUUCCAAUGUCAGCAUGGAUCAGGAGAGUGUUUGCUGAAUGCUGUUGAAGCUUGUACCAUUGAUGCUUAUCCUGAUGUUAACAAGCACUACUUCUUGAUCCAAUGCAUAGAAAGUCUAGCUUAUCAGCAAAGAGAAGCGGAGUGGCAAAGUUGCUUCAAUAAAGUAUCACUUGAUUCCAAGCCCAUCUUCGACUGCUACAAUCAAGGAAAUGGUCGAGCGCUUGAAGUACAGUAUGCAUAUGAAACUAGUCAGCUAAACCCACCUCACGAGUACGUGCCAUGGGUGCUUGUCAACAAUCAGCCACUCCGGGAGGACUACCAAAAUUUCAUGGCGUACAUCUGCAAAGCAUACAGAGGCACGUCAAUUCCUGCAGCUUGUAGUACGGCAGAGUUCAUGAUCAGCUCGUUUGGUGACAAGGCAAUGGAUACAUCUCAACAGGUGAGCUAUGUAGGAGGCCUGCAGAACUUGACCUCAUUUAUGCCAACUGAAAUUCUUCAGCAGAAUAGAGAAGUGUUCAACUGAUAAGCCAAAAUGAAGCACUAAGUUUCAAGGCAAAAGGCACUAAGGCCUGGCCUAGUAGUGAGCUUAGCUUGUGACACAUCCCAUAUGUUAGCUUGCUGAUUUGAAGUAUCAACUAAUGUAUGAGUGCAGAAAAGGCGCACGAUUGCGAAUUCUAUUGCAAAUUUUUAAUCAAAAGUUCUAUUAAUUGGCUUAAUUAUAUAUGCACAAAUCUCAUAGAAUGGCUAAGA
Molecule: messenger RNA, 1547 nt
Organism: Chenopodium quinoa (quinoa)
Lineage: Eukaryota; Viridiplantae; Streptophyta; Magnoliopsida; Caryophyllales; Amaranthaceae
Product: gamma-interferon-inducible lysosomal thiol reductase-like
Exons: 5
Coding region: 526-1320 (264 amino acids)
Molecular function (GO): oxidoreductase activity, acting on a sulfur group of donors, disulfide as acceptor
Source: RefSeq, a predicted model, not a curated record